Molecule: messenger RNA, 1216 nt
Organism: Pecten maximus
Lineage: Eukaryota; Metazoa; Mollusca; Bivalvia; Pectinida; Pectinidae
Product: dynein light chain 4, axonemal-like
Exons: 3
Coding region: 107-424 (105 amino acids)
Biological process (GO): microtubule-based process
Cellular component (GO): dynein complex
Molecular function (GO): dynein intermediate chain binding; dynein light intermediate chain binding
Source: RefSeq, a predicted model, not a curated record
AUGCUCAUUAGUGCUUGGUAACCACCAUUGCAUUAGGCCUAGUUUCAUUGCCAACAUUUUGCGAUCUUCCGAAACGGUUUAGCAGAAAAAAACACAAAAUAACAAAAUGGCAGAAGUGGUCGAAGAAAAGAAGGAACCUGAUUCCAAACGUGUACAUACGUACCCGCUCAUAAGGCAUUCAGACAUGAAUGACGAGAUGAAGACAGAGGCUAUGGAAUUGUGUGUAACAGCUUGUGAAAAGUUUUCCAGUAAUAAUGAGACUGCUGCAAGGAUGAUCAAAGAGACAAUGGAUAAAAAAUUUGGAGCAUCAUGGCAUGCAAUAGUGGGAGAAGGUUAUGGAUUCGAAAUCACACACGAAGUAAAGAACUUAUUAUAUAUGUUCUUUGGAGGAAAUAUGGCAAUUAUGAUCUGGAAAUGUUCAUAAACAAUUGUUCAUUUGCUUCAUCAUAAAAACACAUCAUUGCCAUAAAGAUUCUUCUAGAUGUAACUAGAAACACUACAAACAACUUUGUGAACAUAAUUGUGUUGGAAUGUGACAAUUCAACGUCUGUAGAAUACUUUGUUGGACAUGAUAGCAUGUUAACGUGCACAAAAAUAACCCAAUACAAAUUUUGAUAGAAAAAUAUCUAUCAAAAUUAAAGAAUGAAAUUAAGAAGAAAAAUAAUGUUAAACUAUGGAUACAGAACUGUCAGAAAUAACAAUAGGUUACAAAAACACAAUCACAUAUUCUGUAGGAAUUUUUCUGUGAAAUGAAAACACAAUUGUAAGAAUCAAAUUAAGAAAGAAUACUCUUUAUGAACUAAUGUUUUGACUUAAACUACCGGUAUAAGUACUCCAAAUGAUUGUAUCGGGACAAUUGUUAAAUAAAUUGAUGACUUAACAAAGCACAGGAAACCAUUUUAAUAGAUUUUCUCAUUUUAAUGCUAUAUAUUACUUUGUAAUACAUUCCCAAAACGGCUAAAUCUCAGAUCCGAGUGCUAGUCAGUUGUCGAUGACUUAAUUAAUAGUUGUACUAAUGACAGCUUACAUUGGGCUGUGCAGUAGUCCUGAGCUACAGCAAAGUGUAAAUCCAAGACUUUGUUGGAAAUACAUGUUGUUUGUAGAAAUUGCAAUCAUUUGCUGAAAAAAUGUUUUAUUUAACUAUUAAAAGAAUAAUCUUAGCUACAAUUGUAAAUAUAAAUUAUGUAUAUUGAAUAAAUAUUCUACCCUAUGUAUA